Messenger RNA from Rhineura floridana, 3245 nucleotides. RefSeq names its product SWI5 homologous recombination repair protein (gene SWI5). The transcript has 6 exons. Gene Ontology annotation, cellular component: Swi5-Sfr1 complex; Swi5-Swi2 complex. The record is from RefSeq and is a predicted model, not a curated record. Bases 125 to 535 code for a protein of 136 amino acids. Gene Ontology annotation, biological process: double-strand break repair via homologous recombination. NCBI's taxonomy places the organism in Eukaryota, Metazoa, Chordata, Lepidosauria, Squamata, Rhineuridae.
UGGGGGUCCCCUCACCUAGGCCCUUCUUGAGGAGGACACCUGUUGGGACCCAGAGAAACUGCAAUGCAAGUUUCAAAUCUCCAGUGAGGCCGUCAAGGUGCUAAACCGAUGCUUGGCUGCGAUAAUGGACUGCAUGAGAGCGAACAAAUUGAAGCUCAAUCCAGACAAGACUGAGAUGCUGUUAGUGAAUGGAUCCCCUGACCAGAUGAUGGAUGUUCGACCUGUUCUGGAUGAGGUUACACUCCCCCUGAAGGAGCAGGUUCCGUCUCCGACAGCCUGCCAGCCAGCCAAUAAGGACACUCUGCAGCGUGAAAUUGAGGUGCUGAAACGCAAAGACCUUGCUCUGGAUCAGGAAAUAGCGCAGUUAUCAGCUGAGGGAUACAGCUUGGAAGAAUUAGAAGACCACAUUUCUCUGCUCCAUGAAUACAAUGAGAUAAAAGACAGUGGACAAAUGCUUUUAGGCAGGCUGGCGGUGAUCAGAGGAGUCACCACAAGGGAGCUGUAUCCUGAAUUCGACUUGGAUGUGAACGACUAGAAGAGAAGUGGGACACUGCAGCCUCUAGACUAUCGAAGUCCCAAAUGGUGAGAACACAAGUACUGCAAGUUUGGGAUUUUCCAGGAAGCACUUGAUGGAGCAAUGGUUUAACCCUUUUCUUAUAUAAUGGAUGGAGAAGCUGUUGAGCUCAAUUAUUUACUGCGUGUUGGGAAAAGGCUGUUCCCUGCAUUAACUAUUCAAGUUGUGACUCUCUUGCAGGAGUCUGCACUGGAUUCCCUGGCUCUCUGUUACAGUCUGGUGGUUCAUGGAAGCAGGCUCGGGUAUUUGAGUCCCAGUGCAGUAUCCAAUCUGUUUCUGUGUGCCAAGUGUGCACCUGAAUGGGCUAAACAGAAGCUUCUGCAGUUCAAAAGUUGAGUAAAGAGAGUAUGUUUGAGGGUGGUGCUCUCUGUUCGUACAUUUUAGCAAUCCCUUUCCUGUUGCUGCCUCUGUCACAGUAUGUUGAAAUUAGAGCUUUUUGCAGUAAUGGGGUGGGGGAGAUAGCAUGGGUUGUGUCCAGUGCUACUCCUAGUCAGAGUAGAUCCCUUGAAAAUAAUGGACAUGACUAACUUUGUUCCAUUAAUUUCAGUGGGUCUACUUAGUUGGGUGCAACCGCAUGUGCACAGAGGAAGUAGAUGCGACUGAGAAACUGAACUUGAACAUGUUACCAGUAAAUGGGGGGCUAGAGGAAGGAAGCUGACUAGGGAUUGUAGCCAAUGCUAAUCAUACUCAUAGCAGACCCAUUGAAAUUAAUGGGCAUGACUAACAGGCACAUUAAUUUCAGUGGGUCUACUCUGUUUAGAACUGAAGUUGGAUACAAUCCUAGAAGACCAACUUGUCUGUGAAAGCUUUAUAUAUCUAGUAUGUUGGUGAGUAGAUUGUUGUAACAAAGCUAGAUAUAGCCUCAGUUGUUUGGAAAUAAAUGUUAAAAGCACUGGUCUGUACUAAUUUGUGCCUUCCGCCAUUAUUGAGAUGAAGUCAGUAUGUAACAGUAUUCUGUUAAAAUGAUCACACUCUUGCAAGACUGAAACCUUUGCAUAUUGAUCUCUAGGGCAGUCUUCCCUAACCUAGUGGGCUCCAGAUGUUGCUAGAUUCCAAUUCCUGUAAGCCUCAGCCAGUGUGCCGAAUGGUUAGGGAUGAUGGGAGCUAUAGGCCAAGCCAUUUGAGGGAAGAAUAGCAGUGGGCUUGUAAACUGAAGGAGUUGCUCUUUCCUACAAGGGGGUAGAGUCCCAGUACAGUCCUUGUUGACAACUGUGGUUUUAAAUUGCACUGGUUGCCACUUCUAUCAAACAAUGCAAGCAAUUUAGGGCUUUCAGCACAAAUGUCCAGGAACAAAGAAUGCAUAGGGUAUAAUGAUUAGAUUGCAGAUUUCCAUUUUUAAUCCCAGGGGUUCUCAGGCUGAAUGGGAUUAUAGUAUUUUUUUCUAUUUUUCUACGUAACCAGAGUUACUCUUAAAAUGACUUCCACACGCCAGUUUUGGCACUUAUUUAUUAUUACUUGAAUUUUCACUGUGCUUCCUUCAAAUAUCCAACCCAUCAAUCGCUUCAAGCAGCAACUGCCCAGGCUGCAACCCGGAAGGAUAAAAAAAAAGUGACUAAGGAGAGAAAUGAUGCAGCGGAAACUUCCAGACGUACAAAAUCUCAGUUUGUACCAACUAAGUUUUAGAACCUGUAGCUUAGAACUGCUUGUCUGCUUUCACUUUGCCCUUGCAGUUUUUAUGGGCGCGGCAGCCUCCAAAGGUAGAGCCAUGGCAGUAACUUUGCUUUGCCAAUUCAGGCAUCACACCAAACCACAGUUAGCAGAAAUCAUGGUUUGGAAACCAAGCUAUGAUUUCUGAUCCUAGAUUGCAGGCUUAUUGCAAACCAUGGUUUUGUAAAUUCAGCCAUCAUUACCAAGGCAUUCCCUUAACUGUGAGUGAUGUCAGAAUUUUGUGACUUUUUCUUGCUCUCACUUAUGCACACACACACACAGAGCACAAAUCAAGCAUUCAGGCUUGCAUUUAAUAAUAAACGUAUAAUAAAAUGAGUUUCAGAAAUGUUAUCAUGGUGAUAGGAAUAAUAAAGCAUCGUAUCUCAGUGGGAAUUCACAGAUGGGUGUUUUGUUUUUUGAGAUGCAUCUAAGUAACAACCAGGCUGUUGCUUUAUGCCGCGAACUAACUGGCUCCACAUAUCCUCUUGCUGAAACAUUCAAGCUUCAACAGAAAACCUUGAACUGCACCUGAAGCUGGGCAUGUUUUGUCAGUCUUCCUUAAAGCAGUUUUAUCGAAUAGCACAUGACAGGGCAGCAAGCUUCAAGUGCAAAGCAGUUAAGGUGGAGAGUUCCAGGGCGCUUUCCUUGCCUGCACUUCACCACUUUCCAAGUGCUACAAGAUACUCACCAUUUUACCACUGAGCUUGCAGGCAAGGCAUCUUCCCUCUCCCUCACCUGCGUGCUGUCUACAACUGAGCCUGCUCUAGUCUCUUUCUCUCUCUCAUAAUCAGUGCUGGCUUCCUCAUGAACCAGGUUAUUUUGGAUCUCAGUUUCUACUUUAUGCCUGGACUUCAGGAUUGCAUUCCGGAUGUUCUGUAGGUUCCAUUGUGUUCUUAAGAGGACAUCGUCCACCGUGAAAACACCAUCUCGUAUCCGUCUCACUUGUGUGCAGACAGCAACUGACUUCAUCUCCAAACCAAUCUCGUGAACUAUCUUCCGGAGGUAUUGUUGAGUCUCAUGCAAA